Messenger RNA from Rhodamnia argentea, 1340 nucleotides. RefSeq names its product wall-associated receptor kinase-like 15. Gene Ontology annotation, molecular function: polysaccharide binding. NCBI's taxonomy places the organism in Eukaryota, Viridiplantae, Streptophyta, Magnoliopsida, Myrtales, Myrtaceae. The record is from RefSeq and is a predicted model, not a curated record. The transcript has 2 exons. The coding region runs from base 51 to 1010 and encodes 319 amino acids.
GAACUCCUCUCCUCCCACUCCACGCAUUCAACCUCAGACAAAAAAAGAACAUGAAGCGACUCAAUCCCUCUCCUACCGAGCUGUUCAUCUCCUUCUUCGCCUUCUCCGCCCUCUUCCUCAUCCCCUCGACCUCCGCCCAGACCUGCCGGACCGCCUGCGGAAAGCAGUCCCUCCGCUACCCCUUCGGGAGCGGCCCGGGCUGCGGCGACCCCCGCUACCAAAGCCGCACCACCUGUGACGAGGCGCAGCAGGAGCUCACCCUAACCACCCACACGGGGUGCUACCCCGUCACCGCCAUCGACUAUGCCGCGCAGGUCAUCUACAUCUCCGACCCAACCAUGUCCACGUGCGCGUGCUCCCAGGAUAGCCGCGGCUUCGGCCUCGACUGGGACGCCCCCUUCUCCAUCCACGACAACACCAUCUUCGCCCUCCUGGACUGUUCCACCUCUACCUCCCCCAUAUACGGCCCCGCCGCCCCGGGGAAUUCCACCUCCUCCUCCUCCUCCUCCUCCUCCCCUCUCUGCGACGCCGAGGGCACUUCCAUAUGCAGCUUCCUGUACUCGUGCCACGCCAUAAGCAUGAUGAACCAGCCUAUCUCCUCGUGCUGCGUGUACACGCCAGUAGACCUCGGGCCGGCCUACGAGAUGGACCUCGGCAAACUCAAGUGCAGCUCGUACUCGGCAUUCUACAGCUUCGACGGGCAGGAGUUGGACCCCGACCGGUGGAAGUACGGGAUCGCGCUCAAGUAUAAGUUCAACGUGUAUAACGAAUACCCGAGCUCGUGCGCCCAGUGUGAGAGGAGCGGCGGGGCUUGCGGCUAUGGCGGGGCUUAUGACACGUUCGUGUGUAGUUGCCCCGAAAGCGGGCUGAACACCACCUCAGACUGCUUCUUCGUGGCGUCGUCCUUGAGUGAAGCUCCCGGACACAUUCUUGCUCCGCAUACAGGAACAGGGGCUUUGCUUCACUCAGUGGUCUCCAUUUUGUCGCUGGUCAUGAUCCGAGCGCCAUAAAACCAUCGAUGGAGUUCACAAUAAAGCGCCCGGUCUCAGCCAUGCUUUGCGCGGAGAAGCUGGUGAUUCUUCAGCCGCGAGAAACUCGUGUUUGCUCCGGCGAUUAAUGAUGUAAAGAAAACCAAGUCAUCGCUCACUGACAAUUGAAUUAUGGAAAGACAGACAGACAAUAGCCUCGCUAUUCUCUCUUUUCCUUCUUCUUCACUCCAACAAUGAUCUUCGUAUGACCAAGGAGCUAGAAAUGGUUUUUUACUUCCUAAUGAGAUUCGCAAACCGGAGUCACAUAGGUCCGGCUGUACAACACCCCGAGGUAGAGUCAGGAAGGGCCCC